This is a messenger RNA of Purpureocillium lilacinum, 2013 nucleotides long. RefSeq lists its product as uncharacterized. Gene Ontology annotation, biological process: transmembrane transport. Gene Ontology annotation, molecular function: transmembrane transporter activity. The record is from RefSeq and is a predicted model, not a curated record. Gene Ontology annotation, cellular component: membrane. NCBI's taxonomy places the organism in Eukaryota, Fungi, Ascomycota, Sordariomycetes, Hypocreales, Ophiocordycipitaceae.
AUGGCGUCGCGAGUCGACCACGUCGAGGUCAUUCAUCGGAGCCGCUCCGAGGAUCGCCAUGUGUACUCGUCCUCGACCGAGGCUGGCUACCGUCCUCGCGGCCCAGAGCCGUAUGUCAACAUUAAUUCCAACAUCGAAGCCAAAAUCAAGAACCCCCUCAUCGGCAUACCGCGGCGGACCUUGCUCGCCGAUGUCGACACUUUUUGCCGCAGCAAGGGCCUCGAGGCCCACCGCCACAUCCUUCGCAAAGGCGCCCUGGUCGCGCAAGACCCGACUGGCUACGAAGACAUCACGGGCGAGGAGGCUCUCACCGACGAGGAGAUAGAGUCCCUCCGCGACGAAGUGCUGCACAAGUGGCGCAUCCCACGAGUGCUCUACCUCACCAUCAUCACAUGUUCCAUUGGCGCCGCCGUCCAGGGCUGGGACCAAACCGGUUCCAAUGGCGCCAACCUCGACUUCCCGAGGGCCUUUGGCAUAGGGAGUGCCAGCAUACAUGACAACGUCAUCGUCGGCCUCGUAAACGCGGCUCCUUAUAUCGGAACGGCUUUUGUUGGCUGCUGGCUGUCUGACCCCAUCAACUCCCGUUGGGGUCGCCGAGGGACCAUCUUUGUCGCUGCCCACUUUUGCCUUUGGCCGGUCCUCGCCAGCGCCUUUUGCAAUACCUGGGUGCAGCUGUUUGGAUGCCGUCUGCUCUUAGGCGUUGGCAUGGGCACCAAGGCUUCCACCGUACCCAUAUUCGCCGCCGAGAACUCGCCAGCGCCCAUUCGUGGCGCGCUCGUCAUGAGCUGGCAGCUGUGGACCGCGUUUGGUAUCUUCCUGGGCACAUGCGCCAACCUCGUCGUCAAGCACAUCGGGCCGGAGUCGUGGAGAUAUCAGCUUGGGUCGGCCUUUAUCCCGGCUGUGCCGCUUGCUCUCCUCAUCUACUUUUGCCCCGAAUCGCCGCGUUGGUACAUCAAAAAGGACCGCUACCUAGAUGCCCUGCACUCGCUGCUGCGCCUGCGCAAUUCCCCGGUCCAGGCCGCCCGGGACCUCUACUACAUCCAUGUCCAGCUGCAGGUUGAGAAGGAAUUCAUCGGCCACGGCGACUACAUAGGCCGCUUCAUCGAGCUGUUCACGAUCCCGCGCAUCCGCCGAGCGACACUCGCAGCCUUUGUGGUUAUGAUUGCGCAGCAGAUGUGUGGAAUCAACAUCAUCGCCUUUUACUCUACGACAGUCUUUCGCGAUGCCGGCGCGAGCGACUUUAAUGCCCUGCUGGCCACCUGGGGCUUUGGUCUCAUCAACUUCCUCUUUGCCUUCCCCGCCAUUUGGACCAUCGAUACCUUUGGACGCCGCUCACUGCUGUUGUUCACCUUUCCCCAGAUGGCCUGGACGCUUCUCGCGGCUGGACUCUGCACGUUGAUACCGCCGGGUCCCGCGCACAUAGGCAUGGUUGCCUUGUUCGUCUACCUCUUUGCCGUCUUCUACUCGCCAGGCGAGGGACCCGUGCCGUUCACGUACUCCGCCGAGGUGUUUCCCCUGUCGCACCGCGAGGUGGGCAUGGCGUUCGCCGUCGCGACAUGCCUGUUUUGGGCGUCUGUGCUGUCCAUUACGUUCCCCCUGAUGUUGGCGAAGCUGGGGGUGCGCGGUUCCUUUGGCUUGUACGCGAUGCUCAAUAUUCUGGCGCUGAUCAUGAUUUUCCUGGCGGUCCCUGAAACGAAGCAGCGGACGCUGGAGGAGCUCGACUACAUCUUUGGCGUCCCCACGAGGGUAUUUGCGCGGUAUCAGGUCACCAAGGCACUGCCCUGGUGGUGCAAGAGGUGGCUCCUAUUCCAGAAGAACGCCACCCUGGAGCCCCUUUACCAACUAGACGUGGCCGAUCACCACGAGGAGGAAGACGAGAUCGCAAGCACCGACAACGGGUACGAGAACGACAAGGCGAGAGUGGAGAUGAAGGACAUUGUGGGAUUUCCCAGGGGGAUGACUGAGCUGCAGCCGAAUCAGCCACCCAGCCCGUCUCCUCGGACAUCGAUAUGA